Molecule: messenger RNA, 662 nt
Organism: Lacerta agilis (Sand lizard)
Lineage: Eukaryota; Metazoa; Chordata; Lepidosauria; Squamata; Lacertidae
Gene: PLEKHJ1
Product: pleckstrin homology domain containing J1
Exons: 6
Coding region: 64-513 (149 amino acids)
Biological process (GO): retrograde transport, endosome to Golgi; endosome organization; receptor recycling
Cellular component (GO): trans-Golgi network; early endosome; recycling endosome
Source: RefSeq, a predicted model, not a curated record
GAGGCGCGCGAGCCAUAGAGCUGAGCGGGCCAGAAGGGUGGGGAGGAGGCGGCGGCGGCGGCGAUGCGGUACAACGAGCGGGAGCUGCUGUCUCUCUCCCGGCAGCCAGCCGAGAAGGCGGCCGAGGUCCUCAUGCGCGCCCCGAAGAAGGGAAGCGCCGUGAAGAAGCGUUUGGUGAAACUGGUCGUCAACUUUCUCUUUUACUUCCGAACAGAUGAGGCCGAGCCUAUCGGUGCUUUGCUGUUGGAACACUGCAGUAUCAGCCAAGAAGAAAGCAAAAUAUUUUCCAUUAGUUUCCUCGAAGAACCUGAGAGAAAGUACUUCUUUGAAUGUGAUACAGAGGAGCAGUGUUUGGAGUGGGUCGAGGUUCUCCAGAGGGCGAGCUACGAGUUCAUGAGGAGCAGCUUGGUCUUCUAUCGGAAUGAGAUCCUGAAGAUGACAGGAAAGGACCCCUUGGAGCAGUACGGCAUCUCAGGGGAAGCCCGCUUCCAGCUGGGCGCACGGAAGGUAUAACCCCGAGCACUUGGAUCUGGGCCGGCACCUCACCAUACCACCAGCAUCCUUGCGCAGCUCCCCGAGACUCCAGGAUCAGGACUGUACGCCGACAGAGUGAGUUGCUUCCACGAACUUGUAGGAUCUCCCUCGUGCUGUUCAAGAGGGUG